Messenger RNA from Epinephelus fuscoguttatus (brown-marbled grouper), 4586 nucleotides. It is a transcript of the gene chrnb1, whose product is annotated as cholinergic receptor, nicotinic, beta 1 (muscle). Gene Ontology annotation, cellular component: postsynaptic membrane; neuron projection; synapse. The transcript is spliced from 11 exons. Bases 176 to 1660 code for a protein of 494 amino acids. Gene Ontology annotation, biological process: nervous system process; chemical synaptic transmission; regulation of membrane potential. NCBI's taxonomy places the organism in Eukaryota, Metazoa, Chordata, Actinopteri, Perciformes, Serranidae. The record is from RefSeq and is a predicted model, not a curated record. Gene Ontology annotation, molecular function: transmembrane signaling receptor activity; acetylcholine-gated monoatomic cation-selective channel activity.
AGUUGGCCAGGCAGGCCUGACUGACAGACAACAACAGCCCAAACUGACCAAACCAAAACUUACACUGAAGAGAUCCAGUGAGCUGCACUGGAAAAGAACAGGAAGAAGAAGUCUCGAUUAAUCGACUGAGGCUCUGUUUUGUGGAGGAGAGACCUUUCUGGUUCAGGAGGUCGCCAUGAAAAGCUUGGAUCUGUUACUGCUGGCAUGUUGCUUAUGCAGCCUGGGCACACUGGGAGUUGCAUCUGACGUGGAGAAGGCUCUGAUGGUGAAGCUCUUUACCAACUACAACCUUAAGGUGCGGCCAGCAUUGAGGCCUGAAGAGCGGGUGGUGGUUCGUGUGGGUAUGAUCCUUUCCUCCUUCGUUGGACUGAACAUGAAAAAUGAAGAAAUGAGCACAAUUGUUGUCAUGAAUCUGGAAUGGACAGAUCAUCGGUUGUCAUGGAACCCCAAGGAGCAUGAUGGGAUUGAGGUGAUGCGCAUCCCCUCUGGGAAGGUUUGGCUGCCUGACAUUGUCCUCAUCAAUAAUAAUGAUGGGGUGUUUGAUGUGGCCCUUCCUGUCCAUGUCCAGGCUUAUAGUACUGGUAGAGUGACCUGGACUCCCCCUGCACUUUACUGCAGCUCUUGUGGAGUUAAGGUAACAUAUUUCCCAUUUGACUGGCAAAACUGCACCAUGCAGUUCCGCUCCUACACAUACGACUCGACAGAGAUCGAGAUACAAUAUGCGCUGGACUCAAAAGGCAAAGAGAUCAGGGAGAUCCAACUGGACGAAGAUUACAGUGAGGGUGGCGAGUGGCACAUCACACACAGGCCGAGCAGGAAGAACAUGAACGACGAUCUAUACGAGGACAUGACCUUCUACCUCAUCAUCGAGAGGAAGCCUCUGUACUACAUCCUGAACAUCAUCCUCCCCUGCAUCCUCAUCACCAUCAUCGCCAUCUUUAACUUCUACCUGCCUCCUGAUGCAGGAGAGAAGAUGGGUCUGUCCAUCAACGUGUUGCUCACCCUCACUGUGUUCCUGCUGCUGCUGGCUGAUAAGAUCCCAGAGACAUCAUUGGGUGUCCCCAUCAUUGUCAACUACAUCAUGUUCACCAUGAUCCUGGUCACGUUUUCCGUCAUCCUCAGUGUGGUCGUCCUCAACCUGCACCACCGCUCACCCAACACCCACCUGAUGCCCAUGUGGGUCCGCAAGAUUUUCAUCCACAUGCUGCCUCCUUAUCUGGGCAUGCUGCGGCCAAAAGUGGAGACCCCUCUCUCCCUGGAGACCAUGCCCCGCAGAGAGAAAAAGGUGGUCGCCAUCAGCAAAGUGGCCGAUGAAUACUUCAUCCGCAAGCCUGACUCCUCCAUCCUGUUCCCCAAGCCCAAUAGGUUCCAGCCGGAAGGUAUGUGUACAGAUCUGAGAAAGUUCAUUGAUGGCCCCAGCAGCUACCUCACGCUACCUGACGAGCUCAAAUCAGCCAUAGAGGCCAUCACAUAUAUCGCUGAGGCUCUGCAGGCUGAGAAGGACUAUGAAGCUCUAAAGGAGGACUGGCAGUAUGUGGCCAUGGUGGUGGACCGCAUGUUCCUCUGGAUCUUCGUCGUCUUCACCACCGUGGGCACCUUGGCCAUCUUCGCCGAUGCCAGCUUCAACCACACACCCACUGACCCCUUCAAGGCCCCCUGAAACAGUGGGACAUUUGGUCUUCUUAAGCUAUACCCGUCCUGAUUUACCACCUCAACAAAUAGGGAAGAAGAAAUCACUGCGUUAAGCUGCAUAAAGAUUAUCUGGGUGUAGCUUACCAUCAACCCAUUGUGCCAACAAUGUAGAAACUGUUAUAUGUAAUCCAGGCAAGAAACUUGCCCACUGCACCUCACGUUUUCAGCUGCCAUCUGUUAUCAAACACUGCCAAUUUACUUUAUUUUCAUGCAUGACUAGCACCCCAAAUGACCUCAAAAUUUGCCUUUAUUGUGGACAGUGUCAAUAUUGAAAAACAUCUUGACAAUAUCCAUAUCGUGACAAACAAUAAUUUCUUAUACAGCACUCUUAUUAAUGGCCAUAUGGAAGGCAAAGACUGUAAUUUCAGCACAUAAGUCUUUGACCCAGUAAAGCAUGAGUGCUGUACAACCAGUUCUUGACCCUCACCUGCACCACUGCUUCACAACCAAAGUUGACAAAAUUUUGACAGUCCACGUCAAUUUUUGGACAUAAUGCAUGAACAGAGGGGCAUGCAUCUUUAUUCUUCCUACCCUGAGAGGAUGGCAUGUUGUUUGACCAGCUGAGGCUUGUCAGAUUGUGAGGGUUUUUUUUCUGCAUUCAACCUCAAUUCGCAAGUGAAUGAACAUCUUGAGAUUCCUUGGCUGAAUGAGCACAAGUGCUCAAGAACUUCUCGGCCUCAGUAUUGUUGCCUUAAUCACAUGGAAAUGUCAUGGACAGAUCUCUUGACAUAGAUCAUUUAAACUAGCCAAAACUGCCAUAUGUGUGCAAGGGCACUGAUACUUUUAUGAAAUAUAACAACCAAGUCAAUAUUAGUGUACAUUACAUGUCUAUAAAUACAUACAUCUGAGCUACUGGUGUGUUUUUUAAUGUAUCCCCCUACAGUGGUGGUUUUGAUAUCUUACAAAAAUGCACAUGCAACGGUUCAUAUAAUAUCUAAUGAAUUAGCAAGCAACGAAUGGCAUUGUUAUCUUGCGUACUUCUCGUGAAGUUGUGUACUGAACAUAAAGUUAUAUAACUUAUGUUUAGGCAAGUAAAGUCACAUAGCUUAGGUUUAGGAAAGUAACCGUUGCAUGUAUUAGGUUUAGGAAAGAAACAUGGUUGGGCCUCAUCACGUUACACACCUAACGUAAAAUUUCAUUCUUAAAGCAAAGUUGCGUUGGUUAGGUUUAGGCAAAUAAAGUUACAAGGGUUACCUUUAGGAAAGUUACAUUACAUAGGUUAGGUUUAGGAAAAGUAUGUACAGAAGAUUAGGUAUCGAAAAAGAAACUUGAUUGGGUGUCAUCUCAUUAGGUACUUAACGUAAAUUUAUGUUCUUGAUGUAGAGUUACAUAUGUUAGGUUUAGGAAAAGUAUGUACAGAAGAUUAGGUAUCGAAAAAGAAACUUGAUUGGGUGUCAUCUCAUUAGGUACUUAACAUAAAUUUAUGUUCUUGAUGUAGAGUUACAUAUGUUAGGUUUAGGAAAGUUACGUGUCGCAGGUCAGGUUUAAGAAAGUAAAGUUAUGUAGGUUAAGUUUAGGAAAGUAAAGUUACGUAGGUUAGGUUUAGGAAAGUAACGUUAUGUAGAUUAGGUUUAGGAAAGUAACGCUACGUAGAUUAGGUUUAGGAAAGUAACGUUACGUAGAUUAGGUUUAGGAAAGUAACGUUAUGUAGGUAAGGUUCAGGUUCAGGAAAAGCAACUUGGUUGGCUGUCAUCACUUUACGUACUAACAUAAAGGUAUGUUCUUCAUGUAAAGUUAUGUGGGUUAGGUUUAGGAAAAGAAAGAUGGUGAUGAAGUACCCUCCAUGGAACAAGAACAGCAGUCUCCUGGGGUAAAGUCAUAGAUAAAUAAUAAUACCUAAGUACCGGAUGCCAAGAUGUUGACUAUUCAUUCUGAUGAGAUUGCUCGCUUGGAACACGUGGCAAAAAAGUUUUUAGUUCCGGGUUUACUUCCUCAGUAUGUGGCCCACUGAAUAUGCGCAGUAGCAUUUCUCCCACUGGCCCUGACUGUGAGUCUAUGAGCCCACUCGGCUCAUAGACUUUACAUUGUGAUGAUGUCACAGAUUUUUAAACUGCUUUUCUUACCUCCAGGGAAGUUUUACAAAUAUAAAACCUCCAUGGAUCAAAAAUUCAUAAUGGAAAGAAUAAUUUCUGACCAAGUUUGCAGUUCAAGUGUCCUGACAAGUUUUACAGACAUGUCUUUUAUAAUGGUGGUCUAUAGGGAAAAUGCUUUUUGCUGCAAUGCUGAGCAGCAUUCCUGUUUGACCCAUCCACCACCGAAACCUAUAUCCUCAUGCAGACUUUUGCUGUUUGUAUUACUUCCUUCUUUACUCUGUAAAUGCAUUGGUCACAUAAUUGCAUGGGUUAUAUAUGAAUUCUGGUGCAUUGCUUGUUGUAGCUGUACAUAUGAACAGUGCAUGAGAACAGCCUGGUUACUUUAGUUUAUUAGUUAUAGCAGGACUCUGUGUCUGAAGAGCUUGGAUCCGGAGAUGGAUAUUCAUAUGCGGUGUUCACACAUAAACACCAGGACAAACCAGAUGCUAUAAUGAGCAGGCUGUAUGCCUUUCAUUUCCCUGUGUCAGAAUGUGCUGGAGUGUGGCACAUGCUUUGUGGAUAUAUCUGCAACCAUAGUAAUCCUCUUUGUAUUUUCGGCACCCUAUGUGUGUUUGCAUGGAGGCUAUUCUUAUGUUGGAGUCCGGAGCAGAAUGCCAACUCAAUUCACCAGCUGCACCAAUAGCCUGUGGAAUUCCCAUUAUAUAGGAGACCUGUGCCUCUCAAUGUCUCGCUUCUCGCAGACACACACCACAUGUCCUUUCUCUCUCACAUGACAUAAACACACACCUGCCCCUUUAAUCUUGUGUUUCAUUUUGUUUUUGUUUUUUAAAUAAAGAUCUGAGGGGAUGAUAUCAAAGGCUC